Messenger RNA from Colletotrichum spaethianum, 273 nucleotides. RefSeq names its product protein PET117, mitochondrial. The transcript is spliced from 2 exons. Gene Ontology annotation, cellular component: mitochondrion. The record is from RefSeq and is a predicted model, not a curated record. Gene Ontology annotation, biological process: mitochondrial respiratory chain complex IV assembly. Bases 1 to 273 code for a protein of 90 amino acids. Lineage: Eukaryota; Fungi; Ascomycota; Sordariomycetes; Glomerellales; Glomerellaceae.
AUGUCCCGGGCCUCGAAACUUACCCUCGCGGCGACGUCGCUCUUUGCUGCUAGCACCAUCGUCAUCGUCCACUUUCAGCAAAAAUUCGAGAAAGAGGCACUAUCCUUACAGGCCAUGCACCAAGGUGUUGUUCGCGACAUUGAGCAGCAGCGCAUUAAGCGAGAGCGCCAACUCGACUUCGAUAUGCAGCGCGCUCUCGAAGAAGAGUACAAACGAGAGCAGACGGUCCGAGAUGCGACUGCGGCCAUACCACCCGACCACAACGGCCGGUAG